AUGGCGAUGGUAAUCAUAGCUGAAAAUAUUUCUACCGGAGAUGAUAAUGGAUAUGGUAGCAAUAAUAACUGCAAUUAUGACUGUUGCAAAAACACCACCAAUACACAAAGGAGGACGAGGAAACAGAAAGGGGAAAAAAUCUUCCAGAUGAAGAAACAACGCGAAUGGAUUCUGAGGAUACUGGUUGCCAUAGUAACCAUCUACUUCUCUGACAUCCCUCUCAUGAGCAACGCGGCUGGGUUAGGACAACCCAGUGUUUAUUUCGUAGAAUCUGCCUUUGGUGAUAUGUUCAUGGCUCCCAACAUGACAUUUGAUCGCAGCAAAGCAAUAGUGGUUCUUACUGGUCUCAACCAAUGCAGCGUUGUCGGAAAAUAUGUCUUUGGCGCAGAUAACCUUCUUUACUUGGAAAUGGUCACCAGAUACAGUUACAAAGAAGCUAAGAGGCGCUGUAACCGCCUUCCAGGACACAGACUCAUAAUCAUCAAGUCCCAGGAGGCAUACGAUUACUUCACGAGUCUUGGAAGCAACACAAGUCCCUUUUGGGUAGCAGACCUUCAGAAAAUCAACGAAUCCUACUUCCUGUGGGGCGACGGAACUACCUACCAGGAAUCUGGACUGGGGUCCAGUCAGAUAGUCAGUGAUGACGGCGUUAAUGGAGAUGUGUUUGUCAGUCUGAACUCCAAGUUGGACGACAAAAACAGUUCUGCUGAAAGCGAUUUCAAGGUAGUGUGCCAAGCAAAUCCUUACGGCAUAGAGUGGUAG
This is a messenger RNA of Macrobrachium nipponense, 762 nucleotides long. RefSeq lists its product as uncharacterized. The transcript is spliced from 4 exons. Bases 1 to 762 code for a protein of 253 amino acids. The record is from RefSeq and is a predicted model, not a curated record. NCBI's taxonomy places the organism in Eukaryota, Metazoa, Arthropoda, Malacostraca, Decapoda, Palaemonidae.